AUGCUUUUGAGAAUGAAAAUUAUUUCAGAUUUAUAACAGUAGAAAAUUUAAGACUAUCAGAAGACAGAAUCUAAUUACACAAAAUAGGCACCUGUAAUUGCAAAUGAUUUAAUUAAUAUUUUAUUUAUGUUCAUGAUUAUAAUUUUAAUCAUAUCCUUUGCCAAGUCUUAAUGGGUCAUUGCAAAUUAUUUUCUCACCUCUCAACAGAUAUACCAAAAAUCAUCCUAUUGCUAUAAUUAUUACACAGAAUACUUUUGUGAAGCAACCUCAUAUACUACAGCAAAUUUUAUUACUUGUCAAUAACCUUAGCGUAGUUUUAUCACUUUGAAUCAAUCUUUCAAAGGAAUCAGAUAAUACAGUACUUAUUCAUUCAAUAGUGGAUAUUUCAUAUCUUUUGAUUUAUACUUUGGAGGUAAGUGGGUUAAUGAUGAAGUAGUUUUUGAAGUUGGAUCCUUUUAAAAUAAAUUUUCAUAUACUUCCCCUGAUAUAUACCCAAUUACAUAAGGGUUUUGUGACUCCCUUUAAACCGACGUAAAGACAGUUAAUUUCACUAUACCAAGCUAUUAAUCUGGGUAAAUGAAAUUCAGUUUGUCUACCAAAAAUGCAGGAUCUGUUUCAAUCAAUAUGAUUAUCACAUCAAGAAAAAGUUCAAUAAUAUGCUACCCCUCAUGUUCAGCAUGUAUAGGGCCAGAGCAAAACUAGUGUUUAUCUUGUUUUUAUGGAGUACCAGCAAAUAAUAAAUGUCCGCAAUGUCCAAAUAACUUAUAUUAUGAAAAAAACUCAGGGUGCAAAAUUAAUUGUAAAUUUGAGAAUUCUAAAUUUUCAAAUGGAUUUUGUUAGGCAUUUGAUUGUAAUUUGAAUCAUAUAUUUUAGAUUAUUCAUUAAUCUUAUUCGAUUAUUAUAUAGGAGAAGUUAGUAUGUUAAAAUGGCAAUAACUCUACGAUCCCCUGCAUAUAAGCACAUAUCCACAAUAUACUUAUACAGGUUCAAAUAAUUAUGCCUACGGCAUCUUUAGAUAUAAUUCUGGAAUAGGUAGAUACAUUAAUGAAAUAACCGCAUCCUCAUCAACAUCCACCUAUGGUUAUGGACUUAGAAUAUAAUUAUAGUUAUUCGAUAAUUUAUAGCUUGGGACAGGAAUAAGAUUUAUGAUUAAUAACACUUACUAUAGUUCUAUUUACAAAGAUUCUUAAGGGAUCCAAACACACAGAAUUAGCAUAGGUAGCUAGAGCCAAUAUUCUUUCAACUCAUACAUGAUGACCACUCUUGAUCUCUAUAUGUUUGUUGAUAUGCUCUAAUAUCCAUUCUACUUUUCAGCAAUUGGAAAUCUCACGUAAAAUUAUAAUUUAUCUAAGUGGUUCAUCAGGAUGGGGUUUAAUGUCUCUCUAAUUUACAAAGGGACUUUGCCCAAGGAAUUGUCAGAUGUGUGAUGUACCUUAUUAAUGUAAAAAAUGUUAUUCUGGCUAUUUUGUGAAUAAGGAUGGUAAUUGUAUUUAUUCUUGUUCUUCUUUCACUUAAAAAGUCGUAGGAGACUAUUGUUAGGAAUAUGAAGACGAAAUUCCUUGUAAUUAAUCUUAUUUUAUUUAUAGAUUCAAAAUAUUUGAUAAAAGACUUUUAUGAUUUAGCUAAUGAUCAAGAUUAAUAUCCUGAAUACAAAUUACUCUCCUAAGAGGGAGUUAACUUUUUAAAAGGUGAAUAUAUCCAUUAUUCUACUUAUAAUAGCAUUAGAAUAUUUGGUGGGUAAUAUGUUUGGAGUUAGGCUGUAUUUUAGAGAAUUCAUUAAAUUAGCAAUAAACCACACCAUAGAAUUACUAUUUCCUUUAGAAUUGUCUUCGGUCCUAAUUUUCCUUCAGAUAGCAGAUUUAUUUAUACUGUUGAUGAUAAUGCACCUAUUUCAAAUUCUAGGUAAGGAAGUAGUCCAUUUUUCAUAAAAAAUACAUUUGUCCAUACAUAAGAUGAAUUAACAGUAAAAUGGGAAUGCUAUGGAGUAAACAAUGAACCAAUCAAUGCAUAUUGUGGAUUCUAUAAUUAUUUCAUUGUAGUACAUUAUUGUUAACCCUAUUGUUUAUAAUGUACUGAUUAAGAUACAUGUCUAGAAUGGGAAUAAUAUGAUCAAGUUUAAAUUCAGUUAUCUUAGACUGAGUGUUAGAGUGAAUAAUACUAUGAUAAAUUUGAAUUAAAAUGUAAAAGUUGUCCUUCUUCUUGUUUAACAUGUUAAUCAUCAUAUUAUUGUCUAACAUGUAAACCUACUUUCAUUUUGACUAAAUUAGGAUGUGUGUGUUAGACAAAUUAAUAUGAUGAGGCCAAUUAGUGUAUGAAUUGCCCAUAACAAUGUGAAUAAUGUCUAAAUUCAUCAUUCUGUGUUAAUUGUUCAUUCUAAAAAUAUCGAACUCUAAUGAAUGGAUAAUGUGUAUGUCUAGAUGGAUAUUACUCAAUACCCACAAAUCCUUAAUGUUAGAGAUGCCAUUACUUUUGUAAAACUUGUUCAGGAUAUUCACAAUGUAUCGAGUGUUAGAAUAUCAACAAUAUUGAGAAAGUUGAUUCUACAUGCAAAUGUAAAGCUGGUACAGCGUAUCAAGAUUCACUUAAAACAUGUGCAGCCUGUCAUUAAACCUGUUUGACUUGUUUUAAAAUUUCAAUAAGUGGAUGUUUGACUUGUAAUUCUGUUUAAAAGAGAGUGUUGAGAGGAUUGAAAUGUGAAUGUCAACCAGGGUAUUAUGAAUUGAAUAAUAUUUGCGAAGGUAAUCUUUAAUCUUAUUUUAGAUUGUCCUAAUUUAGAGGAUAAUUAAUUAAGUCAAUGUUAUAAUCAAUGCAAUAACAAUCAAAAAGUAUGGCAUACAACUAUUUGUAGUGCUUGUGAUAGUGACUAAGAAUUAGUCCAAAAUAAUUGCUAACCCAAAUGUGGAGACAAUUAAUUAUAGCUUUAUGAAGAAUGUGAAGAUGGUAAUAAUACAUUAGAUGAUUUGUGUUAUAAUUGCUAAUUUUAAUGUCCAAUACAUUGCUUGA
Paramecium octaurelia is the source of this 3003-nucleotide messenger RNA. NCBI's taxonomy places the organism in Eukaryota, Ciliophora, Oligohymenophorea, Peniculida, Parameciidae. The record is from the annotation of a GenBank genome assembly.